Molecule: messenger RNA, 897 nt
Organism: Guillardia theta CCMP2712
Lineage: Eukaryota; Cryptophyceae; Pyrenomonadales; Geminigeraceae
Exons: 14
Coding region: 1-897 (298 amino acids)
Biological process (GO): DNA-templated transcription
Cellular component (GO): nucleus
Molecular function (GO): nucleic acid binding; zinc ion binding
Source: RefSeq, a predicted model, not a curated record
AUGUCCUCCAACACGUUGUCAGAGAAGGAGGCGCGAGAGAUGAAAGCGAAGCUCGAAAAGGACGGGGUAGACGUGAACACCGUUCGAGAUAUCUUGACUCUCCUCAUGGACAAGGAGGUGCCCGUCCAGGUCUUGAUCGAGACCAAGAUCGGAGUGACGGUGAAGAGCAAGCGAAGCGACGACGACAGGAAGGUUGCGAAGCUUGCCUCGGAGCUCACCUCCAAGUGGAAAGAAGUCGUCGCUCGUUCCCGCCAGCCCGGCAGCAGCGCUGCUGGCCAGGAGAAGCCCAACAAGUCAGCUGCGGGCGAAGGCUCCAACGGGAAGGAGAAGGUGAAGAGCGAGGACAAGGUCACCAAGAAGCCUGCGGAGCCCGUGGACGGCAAGAGGCUCAAGGUACGAGAGCUCUUCGAGAAGGCCUUCGCGGACUGGAAGGGAGAGUCCGACGUGGACAGGAAGGACCUGUCGGCGCGCAUUGAGUCGGCGAUGUACGAGCACUUUGGAGGAGCGAACGAGCAGUACCUCAACCAUGCCAAGUCCGUCAAGUUCAACUUGUCGGAUCCCAAGAACCCGGACUUCCGCUCUAAGGUCAUUUUCGGGGACAUCGAUGCGGAGGAGAUUCCCAAGCUCAGCAGCGGCCAGAUGGCUGGGAAGGACAAGAUUGAGCAGAAGAAGGCCAACAAGGAGGACAAGAUCUUCCAAGACAAGAUGUUCAUCACUGCUGGGAACCUCGGAGCUGAGUCGGACAUGUUUCAGUGCCGCAAGUGCAAACAAAAGAGGACCACCUUCUAUCAGAAGCAAACUCGAUCUGCAGAUGAGCCCAUGACGGCUGAGCUGCCGCUGCUGCAGGUUUUCAUCACGUGCAAGAACUGCGGGCACGAGUGGCGAGACGGCGGCUGA